ACCAGUAGUAUUCGGCCGGUCAACGAUAUUCCGAUGAUCUGACGCAAACGAUAUCCCCCCGAACCGACGACACACGCGCGCGCACGCAUCCACGCGCACGCACGCACGCACGUAUCGUUUCGUAUCGUAUCAUACACACCGCCGUUCGGCCGUAUACAGUCUACACGUACGCCGCCGCGACGACCGCACUACGUCCGUCGUUGUAGGUAUAAUACGGUCACUAAUAUCAUAUUAUUAUUAUAUACCUACCCGUCCGCGCACUAUUAUAUUAUCAUACACCUAGUUUGCCGUCGUAAUAAUUAUCGUACACGUUGCACUGUUAAUACUAUACUGUUGUCGCGUCAAUCUCUGCGCAUACGUUCCGAUCGUUUUUUUUUUUUAACCGUGACUAUAUUAUACUGCUGUAAAACCCCCGCGAUUCAUCGGAAGUGCAGAAUAAUUAUUAAACUAUAAUCAUAGCGUUACCCGCCGACAUAUAGUGUAUACCUACGUCUGCAGUUCGCGUUCUUGCAGUCGCGGGACCGUCGUCGCAUUGCUUCAUUUUACGUAUAAAUAAUAUUAUAUACCUAUAUAUACGCAUUUUUUUACCGGCGCCGCGCAUCGUCCGACUGCAGCGGCUGCGACUGAAUAACUGCAACAAUCACCGCCGCGGCUCAUUCCGUCGGUUCACGGGGCUGGCGCGUGGCAUGUAGAGCGAUGGCACUGGGCAUAUCUUCGACGCCCACCGACUCGUCGUCGGGCCGGGGAUCGCCGGUGAGCCCGAUCAGCAGCCCGGUGACGCCGCUGGCUACGCGGCUCGCGCCCAUGCCGCCCAUGGUUCCCAACCCCAUGUUCGGGCUGCCCAUGCUCAACUUCAGCGUGACGCAGGUGGCCAGCGUGUGCGAGACGCUCGAGGAGAGUGGCGACAUCGAGAGGCUGGCCCGGUUCCUGUGGUCGUUGCCCGUCGCUCACCCGAACAUCGUCGAGCUGAACAAGAGCGAGGCCGUGCUCCGAGCCCGGGCCAUCGUGUCGUUCCACAGCGGCAACUACCGCGACAUGUACACCAUACUCGAACACCACAAGUUCACCAAGGACUCGCACGGAAAGCUGCAGGCCAUGUGGCUGGAAGCCCACUACCAGGAGGCCGAGAAGCUCCGCGGCCGGCCGCUGGGCCCGGUCGACAAGUACCGCGUCCGCAAGAAGUUCCCGCUGCCCCGGACCAUAUGGGACGGCGAGCAGAAGACACACUGCUUCAAGGAGCGCACCCGGAGCCUGCUCCGCGAGUGGUACCUCCAGGACCCGUACCCAAAUCCCACCAAGAAGAAGGAACUGGCCCAGGCCACCGGACUGACACCCACGCAGGUGGGCAAUUGGUUCAAAAACCGCAGACAACGUGAUAGAGCGGCGGCGGCCAAAAACAGGAUGCAACAGCAGCAAUUCGCCGCCCAGUUGGCGCAUUCGGGCGGCCGGCACUUGAACCUCCGGCGGUCCAUGUCACCGGGCGCGGUCAGCACCACCGGGUCCGAGUCGAGCAUCAGCCUGGGCGCCCCGUCGCCCGGCCCGCCGUCCAUGCCACCGCUGCCGCUCCAGUCGCUGCCGCCCCCGCCGCUCCAGCUGACCGGCGACCCGCCCCGCAUCGGCCUCACCAACCCGUCGCCGUGCACGUUACCGCAACCGCUGGCGCUGCACAGACCGUUCACGUGAUACAGCCCGCCUCACCCGCCGAUCACCGCCGGCUGGUGACGCGCCUUCCACCGACGACGCGCACGGUUUGAUUUGUUCAUUUUUGGUCGUUUCGUUUUCUCUCUCACUGUUUAAAACAACAACGACGACAACAACAACAACAAAAAUAAUAAUAAUAAUAAUAUCAUAUUCCGACGGCGUCGAUCGUCAUAAUUCAAACUCGUAACAAUAUGAUGAAUCAGUCGAAACCUGCACAGAUGUAAUAACUAGACAGCCCGGCCGUAUACGCGUGCGUGCACCCACAUCGAUUUCGUAUUCGAUUUCGAUGUCAUAGGCGGCACGUGGCUCUUAUAAUUGUCGGGGGGCAAAAAUUAAUCACAAUUUACCGACCCAUUUAAAAAUCUUCUCACAUUCAACUUAUCUAUACCAUAUUCCACCUAAAUUUUUAUCUGGGGGAGGCAACUGCUGACGUCCAUUUGUUGUCUCAUAGGCGCAUUAAGUCUUAUAUAUUCCACCCACCUAUAAAAUCCGGCGAAAGCGCACACAAGUUUAUUACAAAUAACGGUGAACUUCAUCGUGAAAACAUUAUUUAGCUAAUAAUUUACUGUCAACUACCCACGACCGCCCAUCCACCCCAAUUCGCUAAUAGGCGGCGCCGAUCAUCUCGUUUUCGCCAGUUAUGAAGCACUUGGUCACUGUUUGCGAAAUUGUAUAGUACCUAUUCUACUGUAUUAGACCUAUGUACUAGUUCGAACGUCAAUAAGUGAACUAAACAAUUAUUUCACAUAAACCAUAUUAGGAUUUAUGAUUAUAAAAUAUUUUUAUUUCACUAAUAAGUUCAAUUAGAUAAACAUUAAUUAUAUUUUGUGUGAUUGCAAAUCAAUAUGUUACACAAUAUAUUAGCCUUGUGGAUCAUUGAACAGAAAAACUAAGUCAUUCAUUUUCGUAUUUCGUUUUCUUAUCACGCGAACUACUCUAUUACUAGACAUUGUGACAUAAUGCAAGCAAGUCGCUAUAGCAGGGCGCAGACAAUAUCAUUAUUAUUAUACUAAGAAAAAAUUCGGCUGUUUAGUUAUAAAUCUGUGAUCGAUACCAUCGGUAGAUGUGAAUAUUUCUGGUCGGAGAUUGCCGAAAACCAAAAAUUGAAAACAUUUUAGCGGUACCCUUCCCCCCACCCUAUUGGUACAUGCAUAAUAUUAUUAUACAUUCAUUAUUAUUAUUAUUAUUAUUAUUAUUAUUAUUAUUAUCACUAUUAUUAUUAUCAUUAUCAUUAUUAAAUUAUUAUAUAAUAUUAUGUUGUAACGCGCUUGUACCGUAUUUGUAAAAAUAAAAACAUUUUUGCCUAUAAUAUUUAUUCACAAACUAUAAUAGAUUUACCAUUGUAAUUUUUUUGUCGGACGAUCCGACCGAUGAUACGCGUCGGGCACGUAUAUAAUUUAAAUCUGUAUAAAUAUACCUAUAAACAUCCUUCGAGUUUCGACUACUUAUUCGUAUUGUAUAUUUUAGAGUCUUUGUCUACAGUGCAUAUUAUGUAAAUAAUGACUUCAAUUCGAAACGAUAUAAAUGUAUAAUUUUAGUGUGUAGAAUUACCGAGAGACGUCGCACUUUAAAUUAUAUUAUAUAUACUUUGUACCGCGAUCAUAAUAUUAUUAUACAAUAUAUUAUUAAACACAGUAAACAUGAAUCACCCCGUAUUUGAGCCCCCAUAAGUAUACAUGUGUAUAUACCUUGUUAGGACGCCUAUAUAUUGUACCUUUACAUUAUAUAUAUAUAUAUACGAUUACUAUAAUAUGUAGCUUAUAGCAUUUUGUAAAUAGUAAUUAAUUUUAGUUCGUUUAAACGGUGCAAUUAACAUUAUAUAAUUUACAUAAAUAUAUUGUACAAAAACUAUUCUUUAUAUUAUUAUGAUAUUAUAUACAUACACUUAGCAACUGAUAUAGGUAUAUACUGAUAUUUAUAUUAUAUAUUAUGUAUUAUAAUAAUAUCUAUCGUGUUAUAAUAUAAUAUUAUUACCUAUGUCAAUAUAUAUAUAUAUAUAUAUAUACAUGUAUAUAUUAAUAUGAGGCCGAUGAGGCCUAUAUAUAUAUAUAUAUAUAUAUAUAUAUGAGAAGCAUAUGUAACUUUUUUUUUCGAUGUGUUUAACGUAAUAAUCAAACUUAUUAUAAUAUAAAAUAAUUAUAAUGUAAUAAGGCUCAUAUGGUUAUUACAAAUCAUACGUAGUUUCAUUUAUUUGUGCUAUUUCUCGAUGAUUUUGUGCGACGCAUAUAUUAUAGUAAUAAUAUUAUUGUAUACAUUUACUGCGACCACACUGCAACGGAGCUGUUUAUUAAAACAAAAC
Molecule: messenger RNA, 4000 nt
Organism: Metopolophium dirhodum (rose-grain aphid)
Lineage: Eukaryota; Metazoa; Arthropoda; Insecta; Hemiptera; Aphididae
Product: homeobox protein SIX6-like
Exons: 2
Coding region: 697-1683 (328 amino acids)
Biological process (GO): regulation of transcription by RNA polymerase II
Cellular component (GO): transcription regulator complex; nucleus
Molecular function (GO): DNA-binding transcription factor activity, RNA polymerase II-specific; RNA polymerase II cis-regulatory region sequence-specific DNA binding
Source: RefSeq, a predicted model, not a curated record